Molecule: messenger RNA, 615 nt
Organism: Rhizophagus irregularis DAOM 181602=DAOM 197198
Lineage: Eukaryota; Fungi; Glomeromycota; Glomeromycetes; Glomerales; Glomeraceae
Source: RefSeq, a predicted model, not a curated record
AUGAGUCUCUUAAGAAAAUCACUUAUCAUUUCGGCAAUUUUGGCCGCUUAUAUCUUUGCAGUAGUAUUCUCUGUAGAUUCAAAUACUGGAAAUAAUGUUUGUGACAUAUCCAAGAAAGACCUAUUUAAUGGAACUCAAAAUCCUAAUGGUGAAUGUGUAACUACAGUUAUGGGAGAAAUUCCAAGCAAGAAACAAAUGGUUUCAACUGUAAUCCGUUUCCCAAAGAAUAAUGAUAAGAUUCCGGCUAACACAGCAUUCACUAUUAGAACCAAAACAAUUAACUUAAGAACUGGCUUUUUCGAUGAUCCCGUAAAACAAUAUUACAUCUUCCCACAAACUCUUGAUAAUGAUGGAUUUAUUCAAGGCCAUUCCCACGUAACAGUUCAAAAAAUUGAUAAUCCUGAUGAACCUCUUAAUCCCGAAAUCUUCGCUUUCUUCAAAGGUUUAAAUGAUCCAGCAGACGGCAAUGGUGAAUUAACCGCAUUAGUUGAAAAAGGCUUGCCAGCUGGUGACUAUCGUCUUUGCACCAUGGUUUCUUCAUUUGCUCAUCAACCUGUUUUAAUGCCUGUUGCUCAAAGAGGUAAUUAUAAUUAUAAAAUUUUUUGUAAUUUAUGA